Messenger RNA from Purpureocillium takamizusanense, 4137 nucleotides. It is a transcript of the gene TBF1, whose product is annotated as TTAGGG repeat binding factor. The transcript is spliced from 4 exons. NCBI's taxonomy places the organism in Eukaryota, Fungi, Ascomycota, Sordariomycetes, Hypocreales, Ophiocordycipitaceae. Gene Ontology annotation, molecular function: protein homodimerization activity; double-stranded telomeric DNA binding. The coding region runs from base 93 to 3686 and encodes 1197 amino acids. The record is from RefSeq and is a predicted model, not a curated record. Gene Ontology annotation, biological process: telomere maintenance via telomere lengthening.
AGCAGCAGAACCGCCUCUUUUCCUCUCCGCCCGUCUCCGACCACCCGGAAGACACUCAUGCGCAUGUCCCCCCCCACGCGGUAACCGUGUCAAUGGGCAUCAUGGCCGAGCCGGCGCAGACCACCGCCGGCGCAGCCGCCUCCGCGCCAGACAUCAAACAAGAGCAUGACCCGACGACUGGCCUCGAGGGCCUCGACUUCAGCCUGUCGCCCGAGCUCGCGUCCAAGCGGCCCUUCCACGAUGUCGCAAGCGGCGCGACGGACAGUCCAGAGGCGAAGCGCGCAAAGACGGAGGAGGGCCAAGUCGAGGAGGACUCGCUCGAAGACGGCCUCGCCCUCCUUGUCCAGAAUGCCCUAUCCAACGUCGGCGACCUGGUCGACCAGUUCAGCGCCGGCCCCGACGCCUUGCCCGCGCACUCGACCGCUGAGCCCAUGGAAGUGGACAGCGCGCCGACCCCGGAGCCGACCAAGACCCCGGCCACGUUUGCGCUCGAGCCUCAGCGGUACAUUCGCGAGAUGAACAUGCAUGCGCUGGGAAACUUGGCCAUCUCUCUACUUCUCAUCGUAGCGCAGCCACCGCUCGAAGACACUAUCAAACUGAUACGCAACGGCGACUCGGACCACGGGCGCUCGUACCGUCAGCUCAGGCAGUCACUAGAACAGACCCGAUCCCUAUACACCUCAAAACACGUCCUAUCAGCGCUCGAGCUGGAAAUCCAUGACACCGACUCGCGCACCCUCCUGGAGCUGGCGAACCUGGCACAGCUCGGCUCAUGGCUGGUCGACGGCAGCCAGAACUCGCUCGACGAGGCCGACGAGUCCUUCCUGUCAAUGUUUGACUGCCAAGUCUCCGACCUGCCAGCCGGUAUGGAGGAACUGUAUCUGGGCAUCAUGACGCAGAGAGCCGUCGAGUCCCUUGCCGUCAAGGAGCCGGAAAAGCCCUCGGAGGAGAUUUUAGGCGAGAUAUUAAUGUCGGGGCUCGAGGACCGGCUGCGCGGUCAGCAUGGCGGCAAUGAGCUUACGUCCGCGGACCAGCACUUUGUCUCGUCCGUUCAGUCCCGCAAAGAGACCCUGCAGGGGGAGGCAAAGGAGCAACCCGAGCCCACCGCCCUUCGGGAAAAGCACCCCUUGGAAGACCUGCUGCGAUUGUACGUCAAGUACGUCAGAGAGCGCCUCGCGGCGACAUCGCACCUGGGACCCAAGUUCGGCAUAUCCAUGGACAUACGCGACGCUUCUACCGCAGCAGACGUCGCAAGUGACACGAGCGUCGGCCACGCCAACACCGACACCCAUCAUGCCGAGGGCGAAGUAGACGUCGACCUGGAUGACCUGUCGUCAUUCUUCGAAAAGACGGCCUCUGGGCUGGUACAGGACGCGCUGGCCGGUCUUACGGAGGAGACAAACGAGGCGUCGACAGCAGAGGGAGGCGAGCAGGGCGUUCACACCAACGGCGUAACCAAGGCCACGACUGGGCAAACAAACGGGAAGAUCGAUCUCACAACAGACUACAAGGAACUGGAGGCGCUGGUUGCCGAGAGCACGUCCAACUAUGUCAGGACAACGCUGCACGGCCUCUCGCCUGUCCCGUACCAGCCGACCGUUCCCCAAAGCACGGAAUCGUUGGCGGCCCAGCUCCCGUACCUUCAGCAGCUGCAGCAACAUCAGGCGCAGCACCCUUACUACACUUCAUACUCACAGCCUCCGCCCGAGCCACAGGCCCCGGCCCCGGCCCCUGGCGAAAACCUCCCCCCGAAUCAGACAUGCUCCAGUGCGACCUUGUACGAUAAAGCCCGACAGGCGGCCUUGUCCAAGACGUCAUCGCACACGAGGAGAGAGGGCUCCCACUCGACGAGGCGGCCAUGGAGCCAGGACGAGGAGAAGGCGCUCAUGGCUGGACUUGACAUGGUCAAGGGACCUCACUGGAGUCAGAUUCUGACCCUUUUCGGGCACAACGGCACCAUCUCGGACAUUCUGAAGGAGCGGACGCAGGUCCAGCUCAAGGACAAGGCGCGGAACCUCAAGCUGUUCUUCCUCAAGACGAACUCGGAGAUGCCAUACUACCUGCAGGCCGUCACUGGCGAACUCAAGACGAGGGCUCCUACUCAGGCCGCCAGGAAGGAGGCGGAGGAGCGGGCGCGUAUGACCUCGGAAGAGGACCAGGCCAAGCUGCAAGGGAUCCUGACGCUGGCCGGCGGGCUGCAACACCCACCCCAGGGACGAGCCACAGGAAGCCCAGCCACGGGCAAAAGUGGCAGCGUCGUGACACCGGCGCAAGCCGCGGCGGCCGCUACGUCGUCUGCGCAGCGGCCGAGUCCGCAGCAGCCAAGCAGUCCGUGGCACGCGUCCGCACAGGCAGCGAGCCGUCCGCAUGGGGGCGUCGCCGCAUCAUCGUCGUCGACGCCAGCAUCGGCGCAGACGACGACGACGACGACAUCGACCACGACGCAGGGUACCAAACCGGGCGUGCAGGCGACAACACAGCAGGUGCUACAGUCGAUGCCGCAGGCUCCUCCGCGGCCACAGGCUCAGAUCCCCCCUCAGGCACACAGGCCGCAGCCGUACGGCAACCAGCCGCAUCAGCUGCAGUACCAGCAUCUGCAGCAAGCCCAGCAACAGGCCCGGCCGCAGACCCAACAACAGAAGCCUCAGGGGCAGCAGGGGCAACAGCAGCAACAGCAACAACAGCAACAACAGCAACCGCCUCAACAGCAACCGCCUCAACAAGGCCAGAGCCAGCCGCAAGCUCAAAACACGCAGGUACUGCAACAGCAACAGCAGAGCCCUGCCGCCCGGUCGCCAGCAACGCCCCAGCCUGCGGCGCCUCCCUCGCAACCGCAACGCCCACUGUCUGCUCAAGCCCCGACGCCUACCCAGGGGCACACACCGGCUGCCGCUCAGCUUCAAGCCCGGGCUCCGGCUCCGGUUCAGGCGACGGCACAGGCGCAGCUACAGGGCCAGGCCACCGCGCAACAUUCCCAGGGUCAGACCCAACCUCAGGGCCAGGCACAGACUCAGCAUCCCCAAAGCCAGAUGCAGCCUCAGACGAAACCACAGCCGCAAGCAGCACAGGGGCAGGCCCAGACCCCUGCCCGCCCGGCGCCCGUUCCUGCGCAAGGCGCCCAGGGACACGGUCAGGCGGCUGCGGCCCAGACAAACCAGGCCAGACCGGUGCAACCACUGACUCCGAGCCAGCCGGCGCAAGGUCGACCGGCCCUCCCCGUUACAGCGCUGGGUCAGCAAGGCCAGCAGAACCAGCAGCAGAACCAGCAGAGCCAGGCUUCUCUCCAGAACGGUCUGGCUCAACCGCAGCGGCCGCAGAGCCAGCCUCCACCGUCACAUGCUGCGCCGCCUGCAGCGGCCCGUCCGCCUAGUGCUCCCGCGACGCCGCAGCCUCAGCAGCAUCCUCCCGCAGCGGCGUCGACAGUUCACGGACACCUGCCUCAACAGCAAACGCAACCACAAUCACAACCACAACCACAGGCGAACCACAACUCGGCUCCCGUGUCUGCGCCUCCGCCCCAGCAGGCGCCUACCGCCCAGGCACCAGCUCCUCUCGCUCUGCCAACGCAACCGCUCGAGGCAGCACCACCCAAGUCUCAGGAGGAGACACAGGCCGACGACAAUGCCGCCGAGGCCGCCCUACUCGAGGGUCUGCAGGCCGUUGUGGCCCAGAGCCUAGCAUCGUGAAUGCCAAGGACCUUUCCCGUCGCACACAUCGUUUUGUCUACGCGCCACCACCCUUUGGUGGACGGGAAAGAGAGUCGCACUGCCACGACAUGAAUGUUCUCACACACACGCUGUAUGUACGACUAAUGACAGACACCGGGCAGGGAGGGGAGGGCCGCAACAUAGCUGGUCCAAGCAGCCCCAUGCUUUUCCUCAUCUGGGCCGCUUGCUUUCUCUCAUUAUCACUUUACCUUAUAUCUUGUUUUCCGGCGCAAUAGGAGGAGCAGGGGCGGAGAGGCGCCGGGCUGGCGCGAUCCUUUCAAAGCUACAUCUUACACCGGGGUGGUCAGCCAAAAUUACGCUUUUUCUAGCUUUUCUGCAUGGGAAAUGAUACCACGGAGUCUUAGGGACGGAUGAUGGGGUAGGGUAGGGAUUCGUCAUCAUCACAUUUGGGGGUCUAUGCGCGGCGACA